Messenger RNA from Echinococcus granulosus, 1971 nucleotides. Its product is annotated as U4/U6 small nuclear ribonucleoprotein Prp3. The coding region runs from base 1 to 1971 and encodes 656 amino acids. Lineage: Eukaryota; Metazoa; Platyhelminthes; Cestoda; Cyclophyllidea; Taeniidae. The record is from RefSeq and is a predicted model, not a curated record. Gene Ontology annotation, biological process: mRNA splicing, via spliceosome. The transcript has 10 exons. Gene Ontology annotation, cellular component: U4/U6 x U5 tri-snRNP complex.
AUGUCUGGUUUUAAUUCUGGGCCAGCAGGUACUUCUGUGCUACCCGGUGAGCUUAGCAGUGCGAAGAUUCGUGAGCUCAUGGAAAACGCCCAGCGCACUAUUGCGGAGAGGAAACAAUCUUUGGGUUUGGGACUCAUUGCAGAUCCGGAAACUGCAGAGCGAGCCCGAAGAGCUGCUGAACUUCAAGCCAGAAUUGCUUCAAGGUUUGAUUCCCUCGUUAAUGGGACAGAAGCUUCGCCACUACCGCAAGAAGAUCCUGUCAGGAAUCUUAUUUUCGAUGAACAUGGCAAAACAAUCGAUGCUGUAACUGGUGAAGAAAUUCGUAUACCUCAGCGGACGCCCACCCUUAAGGCAAAUGUGAGGGCGCAAAAAUCCCAAACCGUUAAAGGGACUACUGAUGGAACGAAUAACAAAGAUUCUUCGAGAGCGUUGGCUGCUAGUCGUUAUUUCGAUCCUCGACUCAGUUUGAAAGGUACUGCAAGACCAAGGAGGUCUCUAUCAUUCUAUGAACAUGGGAAGUUUAUAAAAAUUGGUCAGCGCUUGCGAACCAAGGCUCAGUUGGAGAGGCUGCAAGAAUCUGUUGCCCAAGCGGCUAAACGCACUGGCAUCGCUAGCGCUGCUAAGCUGGCUACGAUUCAGCCCAAGCGGCAUGUAGAUGAAACUUCUGUACCUAAUUUGGAAUGGUGGGAUGCAUAUAUCAUGAAAGAUGGAGUAACAAACUAUGGGGCAUCGGAUGACGAUGAUGUGGGGAAGCUCAUAAACGAGUCGUGGAUUACUGACUUGAUUGAGCAUCCAAUAAAAAUGAGAGCUCCGACGGAUCUAAAUAAGCCUCCUGAAAUUCCUCUAUUGUUAACCAAAAAAGAGCGAAAAAAGCUGCGCCGGCAGAACCGUCAAGAGGCACAAAAGGAGCGUCAGGAGCGCGUCCGCCUCGGUCUGGAAAAACUGCCAGAGCCUAAGGCUAGUUACCCCUCUGUUAAAUUGGCCAACUUAAUGCGAGUGUUGGGUUCAGAAGCUGUACAGGAUCCUAGCAGAGUUGAGGCCUAUGUUCGUAAGCAAAUGGAGUCUCGGAAGAAGGCACAUGAAGCCGCGAAUGCUUUCCGUAAACUGACAAAAGAACAGGCUAGGUUCAAACGCAUUCGAAAGAUUCGCGAAGAUACAUCUGUUCGAACAUACGUGGCUGUAUACAGAGUUCGAGACCUUACAAAUCCCGCCCACCGCUUCAAGGUGGAAACAAAUGCCAACCAACUUUUCAUGACUGGUCUUGUGGCGAUGCACAGCGACUGUAAUGUGAUUAUAGUUGAGGGUGGACCUAAGCAGCAACGUCGAUUCAAGCGUCUCAUGCUGCAUCGGAUAAAGUGGUUGGAAAAUAAACGCGGUAUUGUCGAAUCGGAAGUCGCCAAUUCUACCUGUACUCCGUGCACACUCGUGUGGGAGGGCACCGUUAAACAACGCGCCUUUGAUAAUAUGCAAGUAAAGGUCUGCCCCACGGAACUCUUUGCACGGGAGCUUUUUCGAAAGCGCGAUGUGGAACAUUACUGGGACAUGGCUUACAGCGGUGCUCGAUUGCGGCGUUUCGUUAGCUACACGUGGUUGGGAUGUAAUAUUUUCGAUCGCUACGUAGACAAACGCCGUCGUAAUCACUUGCUGAUGAACAGGAAUUGGACGUCUCCAAAGAUAACCGGUUCAAACGGUGCUACGCAUGAUUUGAACCAGGUCGCUCGUGAGGUACCUCGGAGUUCACGUGCAAGAAACCGAGUGCCUACCGCUUUUAAUUCUGCGGCCUGUCCAGCUCCUAGCAAUGAUAGGCAGCUGCGGCCAACGAAAUUAAGAGUCUUAAGGAAGAGGUGCGAGGUGGUCAAGACUCCUUUGGAACUUCCAGCCCAAGUAACUACCAGCAAUGCGCCCAGUGGCUCCGCAAAAUCUUUUGUUUCGGAGAAUGUCCUUGAUUAUUACCAACCUCCAGGCAAGUAG